AUGGGUCGCGAAGAUCAGAUCGAAGAGCGCGAAGUGCUCGACUCCAUUUUCCCCGAGGAGAUCACAGAUAUUUCUGACACUUCCUAUCGGAUAUCGAUCGUCCUGGACCCCCCCGACAAUGACGUCGAAGAGCUCGAGCCGCCAGUCCUGAAUCUGCACGUGUCAUACCCGGAAGACUAUCCGGACGUUGCCCCGGAACUCGACAUCACCGCGGCCCCCAAUGCACCGAAACACCCCCGACUCGAUGUCUCGGAGGACAAGGACAGGCUGCUCGAGGCGCUGCAGCCGACCAUCGAAGAGAACAUGGGGAUGGCGAUGGUGUUCACGUUGGUGAGCGCGCUGAAGGAGAGCGCCGAGCUGCUUAUGGCGGAGCGGGUCAAUGCCAUCCACGCGGAGCGCGAGAUGGAGGCGGCCAAGCGCGAGGAAGAGGAGAACCGGAAGUUCCAGGGCACGGCUGUCAACCGGGAGACGUUCCUGGCGUGGCGGGACAAGUUUAUGAAGGAGAUGGAGGACGAAGAGAAGAGGCUGCGCGAGGAGAAGGAAGCCGAGGACAAGAAGGCACAGAAGAAGGCGCCCGGGAAGGAGGAAAAGAAGCUCACGGGCAAGCAACUGUGGGAGCGCGGUCUGGCUGGCAGAGCAGACUUUGAUGAGGACGAGGAGGAUGCUAUGCCCGCUGCUGUAGAGAAGAUGAAGAUCGCCGCAUAG
Aspergillus fijiensis CBS 313.89 is the source of this 705-nucleotide messenger RNA. RefSeq names its product RWD domain-containing protein. The transcript is spliced from 2 exons. The record is from RefSeq and is a predicted model, not a curated record. Gene Ontology annotation, molecular function: protein binding. Gene Ontology annotation, biological process: cytoplasmic translation. Lineage: Eukaryota; Fungi; Ascomycota; Eurotiomycetes; Eurotiales; Aspergillaceae. The coding region runs from base 1 to 705 and encodes 234 amino acids.